AUGUGGUGUUUAUUGGAUACGGGCAUGGAGCAGAUUGUGUAUGCCUGUACCUAUCGGUCGCAUAGUGGUGAUCGGGAGACAACUCGGAUGUUCGACUAUCUCAGUGAGACGGCUGACAUGGUCCAACGUCGGUAUCCUGCUGCCCAAAUGGUAUUUCUGGGGGAUUUUAACGCUCACCGCCAGGACUGGCUGUUCCCAUACCAGAAUACCGACCACGCCGGGAGAGAGGCGCUCAAAUUUGCCCUGUCGCUAGAUCUUACCCAGCUAGUCCAAGAAGCAACACGAGUACCCGACGUUGACGACCAUACACCUAAUUGUUUGGACCUUCUGUUGACAACUGACCCUGACCGGUCCUCGGUAUCAGUUGCAGCUCCCCUGGGCACAUCUGAUCACUGUGUGGUAAAGUCAGUAUCUAACUUUCACCCUCUGGAUACAGGUCCUACCGGAACCAGACGUGUGUGGCGAUAUAAGUCGGCAGAUUGGGAUGAGAUGCGACACUUUUUUGCAUCCUACCCUUGGCGGCAGACUUGCUUCUCUUCCAGUGAUCCGUCGAGUUGCGAACAAGAAAUAUCGGAAGUGAUACGUCAGGGGAUGGAGUACUUCAUUCCAUUUGCUGAUGUAUCACUAGAUGGCAAGAUCCCUAGGUGGUAUAAUGCAGAAUGUGCCGAAGCUGCAGCCCGUAAGGACUCAGCGUUUGCAGCGUGGGCUGAAGCCCGUACCCUUAAAUCUCCGGAUAUAACUACGAGGAAGAGAGCGUUCAACUCUGCUGCCAAGUCCUACAAAAGGGUUCUUAAAAAAGCUCGUUUCAACCGUAUUAAACGCAUCGGAGCCCAACUAGCUUCCCAUCCGCGCGGUAGUAGAGCAUUUUGGUCACUCUCCAAGUCGGUUGAAAUGAGCUUCUGCCGUCCCUCGCUGCCUCCUCUGCUUAAACCAGAUGGAUCGCUGGCCUUUACUGCGACAGAAAAGGCUAACCUUUUAGCGAAUCUGUUUGCAGAAAAUUCGCUCCUUGAUGCAGGUAGUGCCUCACCGCCCAAACAUCCACCUUGCGACUCUGUUAUGUCAGAACUACGCAUUCGCCAAACUGAGGUUUUGAGAGUACUCCGUAUAACACUGGCUGUACUAUCAACGGAUCUGCCCACAACAAACGCAGUCCGGGCCACAUCCCUGAUCAGAGCUAAGAUCACCUCAACCACAGUAGGACCUGAAGAAGAACCCACAGCUCCCGACGAUGAACAGGUGGAGACAACCGCGGAGGGGGGUGAAACAAACACCACAUCCAAGCUAUCGGGGAUUCCCCAAAUCGACUAUAUAUACGACCCCAACUUGCCCAGGGAACUGAACGGGUACAACCUGUCAGAAUAUCCGUUCUAUGAAGCAGUCCCACCACCAGAAACCAUGGAUUUCAAGUGUGAUGGUCUACAUGAUGGCUUUUACGCGUCCGUUGUUCAUAAAUGCCAGGUCUACCACCACUGCCUCUUUGGUACGAGAUACGACUUCCUGUGCGCCAACUACACAGCCUUCGAUCAGAAAACCUUCAUCUGCCAUUUCGUUUCGGAAGUCGACUGCAAGAAUUCUCCAAAUUACUUCAGCAGGAACGAAGCUCUCUACAAAGCUACCACAUCAGCGCCGCCACCGCCACCACCUACCACCACGACGACCACCACAACCACAACCCGACCACCUCGACCACCACGCCGUCGUCCCCACCCUCGCUAUGAAUAUUAUGAUGAUGAUUACUAUUACCCUAGAGAUGAUUACGACUAUGAAGAAAGAGGUGGACAAAGAGGGAGACCACGAAGACCUGGCAAGCGUAGACCUCAUGAUGAUUAUGAUGACAGAUAUGAAACAAGACCACGUGACGAAGCGGAUGACGAGUACGAUGACAGGGGAAGAGGCUACGACAGACCAAGGGCUAACAAAAGACCAUUCUACCCUGAACAUAGAAGACCUUAUGAUGAUGAAGAAAGAAGACCAUACAAAGGCGGUAGAAGACCAAAUAGACCAAGGGACGAAGAAGAAGAGAGAUAUAGGACUAGUGAUGAUGAUGAUAGAUCGAGGGGAGGCAAAAGAGGUGACUACCGUCCAAGGGAUAAGGGAAGGCCGAGAGAUGGUGAUAGAUCUGGUGACGAUAUGAAGUCAAAAGAUGAUAUAAGACCAAGAGACGAAAUUAAAGGAAAAGGCGAUUAUACAUAUAGAGAUGAAAUCAGACCACGCGAUGAAAUAAGGCCUCGUGAUGAAAUAAGAUCACGAGAUGAAAUAAAAGAAAAAGACGAAUUUACAUCUAGAGACGAAAUAAGACCUCGGGAUGAAAUUAGGCCACGUGAUGAAAUAAGGAAGCGCGAUGAAAUUAGGCCUCGUGAUGAUAUAAAACCACGUGAUGAAAUUAGGCCUCGUGAUGAAAUUAGGCCACGAGAUGAAAUAAGACCUAGAGAUGAAUUUAAGCCUAGGGGUGAAAAGAGACAAAGAGACGAAAUUAGACCACGGGAUGAAAGGAGGCCAUAUCGAGAUGAAGCAUACGAACAAGAUUCAAACACUAAAGAAACCCGUCCAAGGGAUGAUCGUUACCAAUCAAACGAAGGCAGGAGAUUAUACGAUAGACCUAACCGUAACAGAGAUGAUAGGCCUUAUUCAAAGCCUGACAGAAAUUAUGAAAGUGAUGAAAAAGAAGAAAAACGCCAACCUCCAACAGCUCCAGAAAUCACCCCUCUAGUGAAACCAAGCGGACAUGGUAUAUUCAGCAAGCCAAGGAUGCCACCAAAAAUUAAAAGACCAGUGCCACUAAGCGAGAAGGAAAAAUAUGAAUACGUAACUAUAACAACGACUAAAGCUCCUCCGAAAUCUGAUGAUGAAUAUUACGAUGAUUAUGAAGAAGAGGAUAUGAGAAAACCGCUCCCGUCAGCAAAAACAAGUACAAUCCAAAAACCGAAAUAUGAACCAGUUGUAAAAGAAAAAUUUAAGCCAACGAGACCUCAUUCAGCGUCAGCUGAUAAAUAUAAAAAGCCGACAAAGCCUAUAGACUAUGAAGAAGACGAAUACUAUGAAGAGCCACCAGCCAAAUCUCAGAAGUAUACAUAUAAUCCAAAAACUAGAGACGAACGUCCGCCUAAACUGAAGGAUGAAGAUUACUAUUACUAUGAUGAAAAAGAAAGAACUACAGAGAAACAAAAACGGAAGAAUAUUGAAGAAGAUAUCACUUCAAAGAUAAAAGAGGUCAGGCCAAAUGUCAAAAUUGUUAGACGUCCUUUUUUACCGUCUAGGGGUGGGAGUCCGUAUCUUCCAAGAGGGCUACAACCUGUAGCCGGAAAAGAUCUGAACUCACCACCCAGUACCACCCCUAAACCCACUUCUACUUCCACUACUACAACAACUACAAGCACUACAACUACGACUACUACCACUACUACUCCAAAACCUCCAACAACAACAGUCCCCAGUACAACAACGGAACAUAUAACAACAACAAUUGCGACAGAAAAACCAAUAAUCACAUCAGUGCCUGAAGAAGAAUACGAGUAUUAUGACGAAGAGGAUAUAGAAUACGAAUCAAAAGACAAAAAAGAACCCACUACAACAGCAGAAGCUAAACAAGCUGCUAUCAAAGAAGUUCCAACAACGACGACAACAACAACAACUACAACACAAGAAACAACAACAGAUGACAAAGCAAAGCUUUUAGCAACAAAAGUACUGAGAAACUUCAACGAUCAAUACGAAGCAAUUAAAGAACAACUUGAAUCAACUCUAACUCCUGGUGAUUACCUUAAACCGUAUUUAGGUCACACACCAACACAGUACAGAGAAAUAAAAACCAAGAAACCAGAACCAAGACCGGAAAUAUCUAAAGGUUACUCAGCAACUGGUAAACCUUUAAAAAUCCCAGACAUUAAACAGAAUCUGGCUGAUUCAGCUGAGAUUGACUAUGAUGAGACUCUUAACGAGGCGAUAGCUCUCAAACCGGUAAGAAUACCAAGUGGUUUUAUAGUUCCUUCAGACAGAGAUUACAGUUUUUCAAGAUUUAGAAGUAAUCUAAAUUCAGAACCUCAGUAUGCCGCUUCAGAAUUAAGUCACUACCAAGUUCGGAAACGGCCGAUGAUAUCCGGAGUUAGUAUACGGACACCGUCUUCCUAUUACAUUCAACCUCAGAGAGUAGUUUAUGAUGAUGGGCUUGUCAGACCACCAAGGCAGUUAGUAUAUCGACAAUUUGGAAAUAUAUUUUAAGGUUUUUCUUUAGGGUAACCUUUGAGAGAUGGUAAAACCUCUAGCCAUCAAAGGCGAUGCUGGCGGUUUUAAUAAAAAAAAAGAUAAAUGCAAUAUAAAAU
Molecule: messenger RNA, 4319 nt
Organism: Melitaea cinxia (Glanville fritillary)
Lineage: Eukaryota; Metazoa; Arthropoda; Insecta; Lepidoptera; Nymphalidae
Exons: 7
Coding region: 1-4218 (1405 amino acids)
Cellular component (GO): extracellular region
Molecular function (GO): catalytic activity; chitin binding
Source: RefSeq, a predicted model, not a curated record